CCUGGAGCCGAGUCCCCGUGCCCAGCUAACCCCGCUCUCCUUCCCCAGCCUGGGCAGCUACGCAGCGCUCCAUGGGGAAUUCUACUGCAAGCCCCACUUCCAGCAGCUCUUCAAGAGUAAAGGCAACUACGACGAGGGCUUCGGGCGCAAGCAGCACAAGGAGCUGUGGGUGCACAAGGAAGUAGAAAGCGGGACCAAGUCAGCUUGA
Molecule: messenger RNA, 208 nt
Organism: Tauraco erythrolophus (red-crested turaco)
Lineage: Eukaryota; Metazoa; Chordata; Aves; Musophagiformes; Musophagidae
Source: RefSeq, a predicted model, not a curated record